Molecule: messenger RNA, 1232 nt
Organism: Pseudogymnoascus verrucosus
Lineage: Eukaryota; Fungi; Ascomycota; Leotiomycetes; Thelebolales; Thelebolaceae
Exons: 2
Coding region: 163-1113 (316 amino acids)
Source: RefSeq, a predicted model, not a curated record
GUAAAUAUAAACGCGGCAUUAUAUGUCACGAACCUCCUGAUGCAGGUACAUCUCCGGUUCCUCAACCCGAAAAAGAUAUGCCAUGGUUAGUUAGUAUGUCUUUCUGUCCAUCCGCAUCUUUCUCAAGAUGCAAGUUUUCUUUCCUCUCCAACUACGUUCAUCAUGACGGGGCAGCGCCCCUUUCUUGUUUCUAUUCUUUUUGCGUGCGUAUUGCUGCCUGCAAUUGUGCAGGCAACCUGCUAUAAUCCUGAUGGCAGCAAGAUCACCAAUCCUGCGUUUCAGCCAUGCAACCAGGUCGUUGGAAAAUUUAGUAUGUGUUGCGGCACGAAUUGGACGGGCGGGGUUGUUAUGCCAGACACAUGUCAGGAGAAUGGGCUUUGUUUGAACUCGUUCGAAAAUGCGCCAUUAUACUGGCGCGGAAGCUGCACCGAUCCUACGUGGAAGAGCCCAAAUUGUCUGUCUAAUCUUUGCACAACUGAUGGUGAUGCCGGCGUGGAUGGCAGCGCCGCUGCACAAAACGUUGCGCUGACUGAAUGCAGUGAUGGCUCUUGGUGUUGCGGUGGUGGGAAUGAUAGCUGUUGCAAGGAUGGAACUGGAACCAGGAUCGCGGCCGUUGUAGGACAGGCAAUCUCGUCCUCGCAGUCGACUUCCUCGGAAUCCACCUCACCGCCGUCUUCCACACCCCCAACUACGUUGCCGGAAUCAACGUCCCCGCCAAAAAGCACAUCUACGCCAACAGGAACAUCUCCCACUACAGCAUCCACUCCAGGUCCCACGGAUUCGCCAACUCCGACUAAUGAACCUACGCCGGGAGGCCUUUCAAGUGCCACGAAAAUUGGCCUCGGGGUCGGCAUCACAGGCUGCCUUUUAGCGCUUGGGGUGCUUGUUACCUGCCUAAUGUGCUUGCGGCGAAAAAGGCGAGUUGAUAAGGAUACGGAAGGGAAUGCAAGUAAUGAUGCGCGCUCACGCGCGAGCAUAUUUCCAUGGGCCCGGCAUGAGAUGCCUGCAAGCCCGAAUGAGAAGCCGCUACCGCCUGUCUGGCAUGAGGUUAAUGGGAUGAAAUCUCCGGUUGAGAUGGAUGGGGCACAGCACCCGGUGGAGUUACCAUCGUAAAGGUGGAGUAGAGGCAUGUAGCGAGUUUGCAUUACACUGUAGCAUAGUAUGUUCUAUGGCGUUGUGUAUCUUAAAUUUUAAAUUUUACAAUAAUGAUUUCAUAACAAGUACAAAUAAGG